AACAUAUGACGCUUUGGCAGCGCGUGCAUGGGUGGAGGGGGCGCUGGUCUAGGUAUCACAAGUGUGCUUUUCCAGAUAACACUUGGGCAUGGCACAGUCUGCAGCAGCUGCCAGGCAAAGUCAGUGAUAUCGUAGAGUGGAAUUUAAAAUGACACAUCCAUGUUAGCAUCACACACACAGGUCCAAUGAAUUGUUUUCUGUUGUUUUCCCAAUUAUUCAAAUUAAUAAAAAAAAUUAAACAUAUUAAAACAGUCCCCGAUGAAACAUUUUCUUGGUCAGUUGUGAUCCUGAGCCCUGAAACCAGUGCCUCAGGCGUUUUGGGAGAAUGGUGAACUCUGUACCUUUUCGACUCAGGCCUAUACGCUUGAAAUAUGAAACACUAUAUUAUAUAAUAAACACAAAGUUGUUUGAUGUGCAAUUUGUAAAGGAAUUCCAUAUCACACAAAAAACGACAUAAACUGUGACAUUUCGUCCCUCUCUCAUAAGUACAAGAACUCAGCUCAAGCUACCAAUGUAUAUAUUUAAACUCUAAUAAAAGCGCAAAUCUCCGAAUUUACUCUUGCUGAGGAUUAGAAAUGUUUGAUCACAGGCCAAUUUUAAGCAGACGUGCAAGGUCGCUUCAUUUUUUGUAAUAUUUUUCAGAUAUUAAAGAAAGAAAUCUUUCAAGUGUGACAGACACAGAGGGUCUGUGGUUUUCUGAGACCCUUUAUCUGGGGCGGAGGUCGCUCUAAAACACUUAAAUAGACGGCGGUCGCACUAUACAUGCAUUCAGUUCUUCUUCAAGCCUGAACACAAUUAAGAAGAGUCACCAUGGUUGAGUGGACAGAACAGGAGCGCAGCAUCAUCAGCGGUAUCUUUGGCAGCCUGGACUAUGAUGACGUCGGACCUAAAUCUCUGUGCAGGUGCCUGAUCGUCUACCCCUGGACCCAGAGGUAUUUCGGCGCCUUCGGCAACCUUUACAAUGCUGAAGCCAUCAUGAAUAACCCGAAAAUCGCAGCCCACGGCACCACGGUGCUGCACGGUCUGGACCGGGCUCUGAAGAACAUGGACGACAUCAAGGGUACCUACGCCGAGCUGAGCGUGCUGCACUCCGAGAAGCUGCACGUCGACCCCGACAACUUCAGACUGCUGGCUGACUGCCUGACCAUCGUCAUCGCCGCCAAAAUGGGAUCCGCCUUCACCCCUAAUGUGCAGGCCGCAUUCCAGAAGUUUCUGUCCGUUGUGGUGUUCGCCCUGGGAAGGCAGUAUCACUAAGCUGCAACAACAUGACACCCAAACGAUGCUUGGAGUCUUUUAUAAGAUUCAACAAAAAAAUUAAUAAAAUAAAGGAACACUGAAGCAAAGUUUAA
Notolabrus celidotus (New Zealand spotty) is the source of this 1349-nucleotide messenger RNA. RefSeq names its product hemoglobin subunit beta-2-like. Gene Ontology annotation, molecular function: peroxidase activity; oxygen carrier activity; oxygen binding. Bases 811 to 1254 code for a protein of 147 amino acids. The transcript is spliced from 3 exons. Gene Ontology annotation, biological process: oxygen transport; hydrogen peroxide catabolic process. Lineage: Eukaryota; Metazoa; Chordata; Actinopteri; Labriformes; Labridae. The record is from RefSeq and is a predicted model, not a curated record. Gene Ontology annotation, cellular component: hemoglobin complex; blood microparticle; haptoglobin-hemoglobin complex.